Messenger RNA from Acomys russatus (golden spiny mouse), 2950 nucleotides. RefSeq names its product anoctamin 5 (gene Ano5). Gene Ontology annotation, biological process: chloride transmembrane transport. The record is from RefSeq and is a predicted model, not a curated record. Gene Ontology annotation, molecular function: chloride channel activity; protein dimerization activity. NCBI's taxonomy places the organism in Eukaryota, Metazoa, Chordata, Mammalia, Rodentia, Muridae. The coding region runs from base 2 to 2653 and encodes 883 amino acids. Gene Ontology annotation, cellular component: plasma membrane. The transcript is spliced from 20 exons.
CAUGGGCAGCAAAGAGACCAGCUUCCUCAUCCCUUCAGAGCCACAGCCAACGCCUGAGAGGCGAUUCAAUUUGUUCCUGAGGAGGCGUCUUAUGUUUCAAAGAGAUGAACAAAGCAAAGAUUCAGUCUUCUUCAGAGACGGAAUUAGGCAGAUCGACUUUGUCCUUUCCUAUGUGGAUGAUGUGAAGAAAGACUCAGAGCUAAAGGCAGAACGAAGACGAGAGUUUGAACAAAAUCUCAGAAAAACGGGUCUUGAGUUGGAGGUUGAAGACAAAAUGAACUCUGAAGAUGGGCGAACGUAUUUUGUGAAGAUCCAUGCUCCAUGGGAGGUCCUAGUCACUUACGCUGAAGUGCUGGGAAUCAAGAUGCCUAUUAAGCUGAGUGACAUCCCACGGCCAAAGUACACACCCCUGAGUUACAUGCUUGGGCCGGUGAAGCUCCCUGCUGCUGUGAAGUAUCCUCACCCUGAGUAUUUCACUGCCCAGUUCAGCAGGCACCGGCAGGAACUCUUCCUCAUUGAAGACGAGGCCACUUUUUUUCCAUCAUCAGCGAGAAACAGAAUUGUUUACUAUAUUCUGUCACGAUGCCCUUUCGGAGUAGAAGAGGGAAAGAAAAAGAUUGGCAUCGAAAGGCUGCUAAACUCACACACUUACUUAUCUGCCUACCCGCUCCAUGACGGCCAAUAUUGGAAGCCAUCAAGAACUACUCAUGUCAAUGAAAGGUACAACCUUUGCCAGAACUGGGCUCGCUUCUCCUACUUUUACAAGGAGCAACCUUUUAAUUUGAUUCGGGAUUAUUAUGGAGAAAAAAUCGGUAUCUAUUUUGUGUUUCUCGGAUAUUACACAGAAAUGCUGUUGGUGGCGGCGCUGGUUGGCUUAGCUUGCUUCAUCUACGGCUUGUUAUCAAUGGAGAGUAACGAAACGAGCACUGAAAUCUGUGACCCUAACAUCGGAGGUCAGAUGAUCAUGUGCCCACUCUGUGAUGAAGUGUGUGAUUACUGGAGACUGAACACCACGUGUUUGCACUCGAAGUUCUCCCAUCUGUUUGAUAAUGAGUCAACUGUGUUCUUCGCCAUCUUCAUGGGCAUCUGGGUCACACUGUUUCUGGAGUUUUGGAAACAACGCCAAGCCAGGCUUGAGUACGAGUGGGAUCUGGUGGACUUUGAAGAAGAGCAGCAGCAGCUCCAGCUGCGGCCCGAGUUCGAAGCUAUGUGUAAACACAGGAAGAUGAAUCCCGUGACAAAGGAGAUGGAGCCACACAUGCCUCUGUGUCAUCGCAUCCCAUGGUACUUUGUGUCAGGGACCACAGUGACCUUUGGGAUGGCUCUCCUCCUCAGCAGCAUGGUGUCCAUCAUCAUUUAUCGCCUGUCAGUCUUUGCCACAUUUGCCAGCUUCAUGGAAAGCGAAGCCACCCUGCAGAGCGUGAAGAGCUUCUUCACCCCCCAGGUAGCCACCACUCUGUCUGGAUCAUGCCUAAACUUCAUCUUCAUCUUGAUCCUGAAUUUUUUUUAUGAGAAGAUAUCUGCCUGGAUUACAAAAAUGGAAAUUCCUCGAACUUACCAGGAGUAUGAGAGCAGCCUCACUCUGAAGAUGUUUCUCUUCCAGUUCGUGAAUUAUUACUCAGCUUGCUUCUACGUGGCCUUCUUUAAAGGGAAGUUCGUGGGAUAUCCUGGGAAGUACACAUAUAUGUUUAACAUGUGGAGAAGCGAAGAGUGUGAUCCUGCAGGCUGUCUGGUAGAGCUGACAACCCAGCUAACAAUCAUAAUGAUUGGAAAACAGCUUUUUGGAAACAUCCAUGAAAUCUUUCAACCCUUGAUUUUUAAUUGGUGGAGACGCAGAAGAAUUCGAACUCACUCCGAGAAACUGUACAGUCGUUGGGAACAAGACCAUGACCUACAGGUUUUUGGAAGCCUUGGACUGUUCUAUGAGUACUUAGAAACAGUUCUCCAGUUUGGCUUUGUCACGCUGUUCGUGGCCUCUUUCCCCCUGGCACCCCUGUUUGCUCUUAUAAACAACAUUAUGGAGAUCCGAGUGGAUGCCUGGAAGCUCACGACUCAGUACAGGAGACCUGUCGCUGCAAAAGCUCACUCCAUAGGUGUCUGGCAAGACAUUCUCUAUGGAAUGGCCAUCCUUUCUGUUGCAACUAAUGCCUUCAUUGUCGCGUUCACAUCUGACAUCAUUCCCCGGUUAGUUUACUUCUACGCCUACUCAAAGAAUUCAACAGAACCCUUGGCCGGAUAUGUCAAUAACAGCCUGUCAGUGUUCCUGAUAGCUGACUUUCCAAACAACACAGUGCCCAUGGAGAAAAGAGACUUCAUCACUUGCAGGUACAGAGAUUACCGAAACCCCCCUGAUCAUGAGAACAAAUAUGCCCAUAACAUGCAGUUCUGGCAUGUCCUCGCUGCCAAGAUGACCUUCAUCAUAGUAAUGGAACACGUUGUUUUUGUGUUUAAAUUUCUACUGGCCUGGAUGAUACCAGAUGUUCCAAAAGAUGUGGUGGAGAAAAUCAAGCGAGAAAAGCUAAUGACUGUCAAGAUCAUUCAUGACUUUGAGCUCAACAAGCUGAAAGAAAACUUGGAUUUUGAAUAUAACAAAGUCAUUCGGCAUAGCACAGUAGAUGAAAGCAGAUCCCUGAGGAGCAAAAUCCCAGUCUAAUCCACGCAUGAGAGGAGAAGUUGACGCCCUUCUUGGUUCACUGUUGCCUCUGGGUUUGAGGCUGGAUGCUGGAAGCCAUGUAUCCAUUUGUUUUUCUUUCCUUCUUUUAUUUUUAACUCACAGUAUUUAUGCACUUUACUCAAAGCUGGCAGUGUGCUAUGAGAAGGGAACACAGGCUGGCAUCAUCCACUGGGCUCUCCAGGGUGUGGCUCUCUGGGGUCCUAUAAACAGUUGCAGGUGGUACCGGUGGAUUCUGGGAAAUCAUGGAGUGUUGUUACUUGGAGUGAAACCCUGGCC